UACUGACGUCACAAUGUCUGAAAUCAGAUCCAGCAGUAUCACUUGGGAUCAAGUUAUAACACUGGAUCGUGUGUUAGAUGAAGUAAUUCCAAUUCAUGGAAGGGGAAAUUUCCCCACGCUGGAGGUAAAACCAAAAGAUAUCAUUCAUGUCGUAAAAGAUCAACUAAUAAAGCAAGGAAUUAUUGUAAAAGAUACCCGAUUGAAUGGUUCUACAGCAAGUUACAUACUUGCAAGUCAUAAUGGAAUCAGUUAUAAAGAUCUGGACAUUAUUUUUGGUGUUGAACUUCCAAGUAAUCAAGACUUUCAGGUUGUUAAAGAUGUAGUUUUAGGCUGUCUACUUGAUUUUUUACCAAAAGGUGUAAAAAAAGACAAGCUCACCCUAAAGACCAUGAAAGAGGCUUAUGUGCAGAAGAUGGUCAAAGUGUGCAAUACAUAUGAUCGUUGGAGUCUCAUCUCUCUUUCAAAUAACACAGGGAAGAAUGUAGAGCUAAAAUUUGUGAAUUCGAUCAGACGACAAUUUGAAUUUAGUGUUGAUUCCUUUCAAAUUCUUUUGGAUUCCAUGUUAGAUUUCUAUAGUAACAAAGAUGCCAAGUUAACCAAAGAAUCCUGUCCUGUUGUGGUAGCUGAAAGCAUGUAUGGAGACUUCCAAGAGGCAAUGAUACAUUUGAAAUACAAGCUUAUAUCUACCAGAAACCCCGAAGAGAUUAGAGGUGGCGGCCUUCUGAAGUAUAGUAACUUGCUGGUUCGUGACUUCAAACCAGCUUGUGAAGAAGAAAUUAAGACCCUGGAACGUUAUAUGUGUUCUAGAUUCUUCAUUGAUUUUCCUGAUGUAGCAGACCAGCAAAAGAAAAUUGAAUCGUACCUCCACAACCAUUUCAUAGGUGAAGAAUACAGCAAGUAUGAAUACCUUAUGAUGUUGCACGGAAUUGUGAACCAAAGUACUGUUUGCCUCAUGGGUUAUGAAAGAAGACAGACUCUAAACAUGAUUACCCUUAUGGCCUUAAAAGUACUGGGAGAACAGAAUAUUCUGCCUAAUACAGACAAUGUAACUUGCUUUUAUCAGCCUGCUCCAUACUUAGUUACUGAGGGAGUAUACCCUACUUGUUAUGUAACAUCUGGGCCACCACACAUUUUCUUCCAGCCACAUCAUGCAUUGUACUUUCAUGUUCCAAAUGGUACAAUUUAA
Molecule: messenger RNA, 1186 nt
Organism: Castor canadensis (American beaver)
Lineage: Eukaryota; Metazoa; Chordata; Mammalia; Rodentia; Castoridae
Gene: Tent5d
Product: terminal nucleotidyltransferase 5D
Biological process (GO): mRNA stabilization
Molecular function (GO): poly(A) RNA polymerase activity; RNA binding
Source: RefSeq, a predicted model, not a curated record